This is a messenger RNA of Paralichthys olivaceus (Japanese flounder), 1157 nucleotides long. Lineage: Eukaryota; Metazoa; Chordata; Actinopteri; Pleuronectiformes; Paralichthyidae. The record is from RefSeq and is a predicted model, not a curated record.
UCUGAUCCAGUCACAAUACUGGAGAGGAUAUCAGAGCGAAAUCUGCCUUUUGAAAAUCCCACCACACCUCUGUGCAGCCAUGACUUCAGCUGGAGGACACAUAGGAUUUUGGAUUGUUGCUUUUCUGACUCUUCAUGGUGCAAAUUUUGGAGAAACCAAAACAAACUCCCUCAAUGAGCCUGAUGUGCCUUUCCCACCCGCCUGUCCCACGGCCCAAAACCUGGCUGCCAUUUGCCAUCAGGGUCAGGGUCGACCCAGGUACCUGGCCAGCUUCUUCCCAAGCUCCGGCGCGAGCCACUUCCGCCGUCGUGGAAACGCCAUCAACCGUCUGGAGUCGUGGUACCGUUCAUGCUGCAGUGGCCAAGUGGUGCAGCAGAGCCACCAGAUCCUGUGCUGUGCCCAACAAGCUUGGAAACAAGCUCUGUCUCAGUUCUGUGUGGAGGAAUACUCCACCAUGACUAUGCCAUACGAGUGCUGCGAGGACAGAGGAGACGCUCGGUGGACGUGCUUCAACAGCGAGCUGCCAAACCCAAACUACAGCUCAACACCAGGCUACACUGCACCCAACGUCCCCGAAGAGCCCGGAUUCACCUUCAACCCAAACACUUGCUAAAGUUUUUGUUUGAGCUGCUCAGAAGAGGACAGGUCAUGCUGGUUUGGUUUAUGCUAUGUAAGUCGAAAAUUCUCAGUGCAUCUUUAUUUUUGUCCGCUCUAUAUAUUAACCCAGUUUGUAACAACACGUUUCCAAAUGUUCACCUUUGUUAUUUCUGUCAUAUAGUAUUCUUUGUUAGAAAAAUAAAAGCUAAAAUAAAGAUUUUACAUGAUUUUGUAUGAGUGAACACAUAACUCAGUUUGGCAGCUUCAAAUAAGAGAAAUACCGAUGAAUUUUGAAACAAGUCUUUCAGAUUAUUUUCAAUCCACUCAUGUAAUAAAAGGUUCACACAUGUAAUAAAACAAGUGUCCUCUAGAGUUCACUGUUGCAUGUAAUAGUUGAGUGUGUGACAGAUCCUGAACGGCAAAGUCACAAAUAAACACUUUGAGUUAUGUUAUUGAAAGUAAAUGUAAAUGUGGAAUUCGCCCCAGAUUACAAAAAUAAAUCAAUAAAUCACCCCUGCAAUUCCUGCUUGGCUUCAUAAUAAAAGUGGAACAUACACAUA